Dendronephthya gigantea is the source of this 1294-nucleotide messenger RNA. Its product is annotated as calumenin-A-like. Lineage: Eukaryota; Metazoa; Cnidaria; Anthozoa; Malacalcyonacea; Nephtheidae. Gene Ontology annotation, cellular component: endoplasmic reticulum. The coding region runs from base 106 to 1056 and encodes 316 amino acids. The transcript is spliced from 2 exons. The record is from RefSeq and is a predicted model, not a curated record. Gene Ontology annotation, molecular function: calcium ion binding.
CAUCAAUGUGUUGCCACGUUUACUACACUUUCGCACACGCUGCCUUCAAAAGCAUUGUACUCUUGAAAUACAUUUGCAUUUGAGUUGUAGUAGCCCGAAGACAACAUGUUCAGUAAUAUGAAGGUUGUGCUCGUUCUUUGCGCCUGUGUGCUUUAUGUGUUUGCUUUACCAGCAGAUGGCAAGGGAGAGAGGGCGAAGCCACACGAGGACAGUCUUUCCGACGAAGAGCAUUACAAGGAUGAAGAACAUAACCCCGAUUACGACAGAGAAGCUUUCCUUGGAGACAGAAAAGAGGAAUUUGACCAUUUGUCACCAGAAGAAGCACAGAGACGGCUGAAAAUCCUUUUAAAACAGGUCGAUACCGAUUCCGAUGGUUUUGUUACUUCGGAUGAAAUGAAGGUUUGGGUGAAAGGUGUCUUCAAAAAAAAGAUGGUUGAAGGCAUGAAUAGUGAUGUAAAAGAUAAAGACAAGGACGGAGACGGAUUCAUAAACUGGGAUGAAUUUUUAAAGGAUAGCUACGGAGAAGAGUAUUCCGCCGAUGACGAAGAAAUGAAGAAGAUGAUUGAGAGAGAUCGCAAACACUAUGAUGUCGCCGAUUCCGACAAAGAUGGCAAGUUGACAGCAGCUGAAUUUGGUAGCUUCAUGCACCCAGAAAGCAACCCCGAAAUGCAAGCCUUGAAUGCACAGGAGACUCUUGAAGACAUGGAUAAAAACAAGGAUGGUCAACUCGAUCUUGAGGAGUUCCUUGGUGAAUGGAAAGAUCCAGAGAGUAAAGACCAGGAAGAACCUGACUGGGUGAAAGAAGAGACAGAAAGGUUUAAAAAUGAGUUGGAUAAAAACAGUGAUGGUGUGCUGGAUCCUGCUGAGCUUACAUCGUGGAUCACACCCGAUACAGAUGCUACAAUUGUAGAAGAGGAGGUGAAGCAUUUGAUGGAUGAGAGUGAUGAUAAUAAAGAUGGGAAACUUAGUGUUGAAGAAAUUGUUGCUCAUCAUGAUAUCUUCACUGGUAGUGAGGCUACUGAUUAUGGACAGGCAUUACCAAAGGUUGAACUAUAAAUCCACAGACUUGCUUAGAAAUGGGUAGUUAUAACCCAUUAUACAAUUUUAAACGUGUUUAGAAAUGCUUAAAUAGUUGUGCAAAAAUUGUUUUUAAGCGGUAUUUAAAUCAAGCACUAGUUAAACAGAUUUUUUCAGAAGUUUGGGCUAGGACAUCUAGAAAUGGCCUAAUCUUAAUAUUUUCUAAAAUAUUCCAUGUUUUUUGUAUGUACAACAUUAUGCAAUAUUAAAUUAUUAU